AUGAAGUUCAAUCUCGCCAUCGCCGGAGCAGUGCUCCCUUCCCUCGCCCUUGGUUUUCCCCAGAUGAUGGGUGGUACAAGGGAGGAGAUGCUCGACAUGCUCAAGGAGAGAGCUGAGCUGGAAAAGAGAGAGCCCGAUCUCGUCUCUGGUCUCCUCAACACUGUUGGUGGUCUUGUCAAGACUGUCGUCAGCGAUGUUGAUGGCAUUCUUGGUUCAGUUGCUGGUGGUCUUCUUAACCCCAACGACAAACGCCCUGAGCCUGGCUACACCUUCCAAGCACCUGGUGCUGGUGACAGCCGUGGUCCUUGCCCCGGUCUCAACCUUCUCGCCAACUACGGCUACCUUCCCAGAAACGGAUAUGUCAACUUCGGCCAAAUCCUUGAUGCCACCGCACGUGGUUUCAACAUGGGCACCGACCUUGCCACGGUCCUGGGUGUCUUCUCCGUCCUUGCCAACGGUGACCUCGCAACCGAGUCCUUCUACCUCGGUGCUGGCCCUGGUAACGUUGGUGGCUUGAACCGUCACUCUACCGCUGAGGCUGAUAUCUCGCCUAACCGCGAGGACUACUACAACGGAUGUGGUGACAACCACCACCUUUCUUCCUACAGAUUCAAGCAGAACGUUGCUCUUGCCAAGGCUGGUAGCGGCAAGUUUGACAUGCAGGUCAUGGCUCAGCAGUACGCCUUGAACGCCGACUUCAGCAAGAAGAACAACCCCUUCCUCUACGCCUUCCCCUUCCCUCAGAUUGUUUCAGUCGCUGCCUUCUCCUUCUACCCCUCGUUCUUCAGCAACGGCACCUUUGGCGCCGGUGGUGUUCCCAACUACGAGUCGGUUUCCUCCAUCAUUGGUGCUCAACUCGACAAGACCACCGGCGAGUUCAAGUACGUCCCCGAGAAGUGGCCCGAGAACUGGUACCGCCGUAGCUACCCCUACGGUGCCGUCCAGGCUCUCACCGACGGCUUCACCCAGAUCUACCCCUCCAACAUUGUUGUCCCUGGGGUCGCUCAGCUCGGCACUGCCAACUUCAACGUCACCAACGUUCUCUGUGAUGUCUUCCAGGGUAUUCGCUCCAUCACUCCUUUGAUCAUCGCCGGAACUGAGAAGGAUGCUGCUACCGCCAUCAGCUGGGCCCUCGGAAAGCUCGACCCCGUCCUGGGUAUUGGUGCUCUCGGCUGCCCCUCUUCCGUCCUCUCCCCCGACAAGACCGACAUCCUCUUCCCCAGCGCCAGCCAGACCGGUGGUCCCAUCAACUCACCUUCUGUCCAGGCUUCCAAGGCUGGCAACAAUGUCUACAACAAGGUCUACUUCACGACCAAGCCCACUUCCCCUGCCUGCUCUUAA
Aureobasidium pullulans EXF-150 is the source of this 1341-nucleotide messenger RNA. RefSeq lists its product as uncharacterized. The record is from RefSeq and is a predicted model, not a curated record. Gene Ontology annotation, molecular function: peroxidase activity. NCBI's taxonomy places the organism in Eukaryota, Fungi, Ascomycota, Dothideomycetes, Dothideales, Saccotheciaceae. Bases 1 to 1341 code for a protein of 446 amino acids. The transcript has a single exon.